Salpingoeca rosetta is the source of this 692-nucleotide messenger RNA. RefSeq lists its product as uncharacterized. Lineage: Eukaryota; Choanoflagellata; Craspedida; Salpingoecidae. The coding region runs from base 27 to 494 and encodes 155 amino acids. The transcript has 5 exons. Gene Ontology annotation, cellular component: myosin II complex. Gene Ontology annotation, molecular function: calcium ion binding. The record is from RefSeq and is a predicted model, not a curated record.
GCCAGCCUCAGCAUUAGGAAAAGUGAAUGAAGAUAUUCACCAUUACUCCAAAAUCACAACAACAACAACGAACGAUGUCUGCGAUUGAGCUGUUGGACGAAGAGCAGAUUUCGCUGGCACGUGAGUGCUUCAGCAUCUACGCGCCAACUGGCAAACUGCACAAGGACCAGUUGUUGACGGUGCUUCUCUCUCUCAACGCAAAUCCCACCCCACAAGAAGUCGAGGAGCUGUCUCAAGGGGCUGAGGAGUUGUCAUUGCCACAGUUCUUGGAGGUGUUGGCCAAGUGCCCUGGUCCAUUCCAGGCUCGUGAGGACAUCUUGGACGCGUUCCGCGCCCAUGACAAAGCAAACACUGGCACCAUUUCACAUGCUGAUCUGAAGUACAUCCUGAGUAACCUCGGAGACGGCCUUACACCUCAGGAGAUCUCCGACAUGUUGGCCGGAGAAGCGGAUCCUCUCGAUUACGAGGACUUUGUGGACAAAGUGCUGGCAUGAAGGCGUGGCUGAGCAUUGUCUCGUCGCGCGCACAUGUGUGUCUCUGUGUUUGUUUGUUUGUUUGUUGUGGCCUCACAGCCUUUUUUUUUCCGUUCAUAAAAGCCCCCUCGUUGCUGGUUGCUUGUUGUGUAUGGCAAUGCAACUCGAGGUGAUGUGUUGACAAAAGCAAACAAGCAUCAACGAUGAUGUGCGACGGUG